Molecule: messenger RNA, 294 nt
Organism: Stylonychia lemnae
Lineage: Eukaryota; Ciliophora; Spirotrichea; Sporadotrichida; Oxytrichidae
Source: the annotation of a GenBank genome assembly
AUGUAUUCCAAUGGGAUCUACUUGUAUUAUUUUAAAAUUCAAAGUUUGCAAAUUUAUGACACAAUUUUCCAAAAUUUCACCUAUGUUGAUCAAAAGAAGUAAGAUGGUUAUAUCAUGAAAAUUGUCCAAAUGGAUCUAUACCCUUCAAUGAUCUGGAAUACUUUAUUCAAAAGUGUUUCUGUUAUUCAAAGUGAGCCUAGCUUUCUGUUAUUCUGGGGGUAUAACGCUGUUAAUACUUUAUCAUAAUCAGAUAAAUAUUUGGUAUAAUUUGACAAUUUGACAAUUGAAUAUUGA